Molecule: messenger RNA, 1080 nt
Organism: Chanos chanos (milkfish)
Lineage: Eukaryota; Metazoa; Chordata; Actinopteri; Gonorynchiformes; Chanidae
Product: probable E3 ubiquitin-protein ligase TRIML1
Exons: 6
Coding region: 1-1080 (359 amino acids)
Molecular function (GO): protein binding
Source: RefSeq, a predicted model, not a curated record
AUGAAGAGCCACAGUCAGAAAACACUCGCAGAAUACGAGCAGGACUUGAAAAGACAGAAAGACAUUGCAAAUUACAGGAUGAAAAAACUGUCAGCAAAGAAAGCGGAAAUCAAGAACAAGACAGAAGCCCUGAAAGAAAAGAUUAAGAAGAAGUAUGAAGACAUGAAGCGUGUGCUGGAGGAGGACAUGAAGAUCACCCUGACUCAGCUGGACAUGGAGACCAAGGCCACGGAGACCAGCGUGGAGGACUCCAUCGAGAGCUGCUUGCUCCUGGUUCAGGACCUCGAGCGCCGGCUGUGCGAGCUGUCGGCCCAGCGAGAGGAAGACGAGGAGCAGAUAUAUGACAAGGAAGAAGAGAGGAUAACGGAGGUUUUAAAGCAGACUGAUCCAGACCUGAUCCAGACGGAUGACUUUAAAAAUAAUCAACUGCUGAGUUUAACCAUCAACCUGCUCCUCUUCAUUCGCUCUCAGGUUCCUGUCUCAAAGAAACUGCUCCAGAGCUAUGCAACAGAGGUGCUUUUGGAUCCUGACUCCGCCCACCCAAAGCUGAUCAUUUCCCCGUCAGGUGACUCGGUGACGUACACGGACACCUGGCAGGAUGUACCUGAUAACCCGUCUCGUUUUGACACGACACUCAAUGUCGUGAGCUGCCAGGGGUUCGGCGAGGGCCGCAGCUACUGGGAGGUGCAGGUCAGUGGCAAGACGUACUGGGAACUGGGCCUGACCUACCCCAACAUUCCCAGGAAGGGCCGCGAAGAGGACUGCUGGCUGGGCCGCGGCCCUGAGUCAUGGUGCGUGGAGUAUUUUAACGGCGCCUACACGGCCUGGCACAAUGGGGUGCCCCACGAGUUGACGCAUGUCUCUGGGAGAAAUUUCCAGCGCAUUGGGGUGUUUUCCAGCUCUGAGGGGGGUCUGGUCUGUUUUUUGGGGGCUGACACGAUGACACCACUCUACAGUUUCUGUGCAGGGACCUUCAGUGACGUUCUCUAUCAAGCUGUCUGUCCGGGUCAUGACAACCAGGGGACCAACUGGACACCCCUGCUGAUCUGUGAUGCCUCCAGGUUCGUACCCAUACUUUGA